Messenger RNA from Limulus polyphemus (Atlantic horseshoe crab), 4595 nucleotides. RefSeq names its product alpha-actinin-like. The record is from RefSeq and is a predicted model, not a curated record. Lineage: Eukaryota; Metazoa; Arthropoda; Merostomata; Xiphosura; Limulidae. The coding region runs from base 16 to 2505 and encodes 829 amino acids. Gene Ontology annotation, biological process: actin cytoskeleton organization; muscle cell development. Gene Ontology annotation, molecular function: actin filament binding; calcium ion binding. Gene Ontology annotation, cellular component: Z disc; cortical actin cytoskeleton; cell junction. The transcript has 21 exons.
GUAAUAUAUUAUAAAAUGACACUAGGUCUUAUCUGGACUAUCAUUCUUCGUUUUGCUAUUCAAGAUAUAUCGGUUGAAGGUAAGCUUGUAAUGUAUUAUAAAAUGACACUAGGUCUUAUCUGGACUAUCAUUCUUCGUUUUGCUAUUCAAGAUAUAUCAGUUGAAGGUAAGCUUGUAAUAUAUUAUAAAAUGACACUAGGUCUUAUCUGGACUAUCAUUCUUCGUUUUGCUAUUCAAGAUAUAUCGGUUGAAGAAAUGACAGCAAAAGAAGGUUUACUGUUAUGGUGCCAGAGAAAAACAGCUCCUUAUAGAAAUGUAAAUGUUCAGAAUUUCCACUUGAGCUGGAAGGAUGGGCUAGCCUUUUGUGCUCUGAUUCAUCGACAUAGACCAGAUUUAUUAGACUACAGCAAACUAUCCAAAGAUAACCCUGUUGAAAACCUGAACCUCGCUUUCGAUGUUGCAGAAAAACACUUGAACAUUCCAAAAAUGUUAGAUGCAGAAGAUCUCAACACCACUGCUAUGCCAGAUGAAAGAGCAGUCAUGACAUAUGUUUCUUCAUAUUAUCAUACUUUCUCUGGAGCUCAGCAAGCAGAGACAGCAUCAAAUCGUAUCUGUAAAGUGUUGAAAGUGAACCAAGAAAAUGAGAGGUUAAUGGACGAAUAUGAGAGAUUAGUCAGUGAUUUGCUGGAAUGGAUUCAAAAAACGACUCCUUGGCUUGAAAACAGAACAACGGACAACACUUUAAGUGGUGUUCAAGACAACUUAGAAGAGUUUCGAAAGUACAGGAGGGUGGUCAAGCCUCCUAGAGUAGAACAGAAAGCCAAACUGGAGACAAACUUCAACACGCUUCAGACUAAACUAAGACUAAGUAACCGGCCAGCAUAUCUUCCUAGUGAAGGCAAGAUGGUGUCUGACAUUGCCAGUGCAUGGAAAAUACUAGAAACAGCUGAGAAAGGAUUUGAAGAAUGGCUUUUGUCUGAGAUGUUGAGACUGCAACGACUGGAUCAUCUGGCCCAAAAAUUUCAACACAAGGCUGACAACCAUGAAGAGUGGACACGAGGAAAGGAGGAAAUGCUAGAAAGUCAAGAUUUUCGAAACUGUCGACUGAAUGAAGUCAAAGCUUUGAAAAAGAAACAUGAAGCUUUCGAAAGUGAUCUAGCUGCUCACCAAGAUAGAGUGGAACAAAUAGCAGCUAUUGCUCAGGAGCUAAAUGCUUUGGAUUACCAUGAUUUACCUACCAUUAACAACCGAUGUCAACAAAUAUGUGAUCAGUGGAACCGCCUAGGAACCUUGACUCAAAAACGACAUUUUGACCUUGAGGAAGCAGAAACAGUUCUGGAGAAAAUAGAUCAACUACACCUUGAAUUUGCCAAAAGAGCAGCUCCCUUCAACAAUUGGUUAGAUGGUGCACGAGAAGAUUUGGUCGAUAUGUUCAUUGUUCACACGAUGGACGAGAUCCAGGGCUUGUUAGAUGCCCACAGACAAUUCAAGCAGACACUUGGGGAUGCAGACAAAGAAUUCCAAGCUUUAGUAGAAUUGACGAAAGAAGUAGAAAACACAGCUAACAAGAACCAGGUUCCCGGUGGUGUUGAUAAUCCAUACACUGCACUAACUGCUACUGACUUAAUACAGAAAUGGUCUGAAGUAAAAGAACUUGUGCCACAGCGAGAUCAAGUCCUCGAAACUGAGUUGUUGCGUCAGCAGUCCAAUGAAAGGCUACGAUGCAAAUUUGCAGAAGGAGCAAAUGUGGUGGGACCGUGGAUUGAAAGUCAGAUGGAUAUUGUAGCAGCACUGGGAAUGGGAAUGCAAGGUACACUGGAGGAUCAGCUUGGAAAGCUCAAUGAACUCGAGCAAGGGGCUAUACAGUAUCAGCCACAUAUGGAUGAACUGGAGAAAUGCCACCAGGACGUUCAAGAAGCCAUGAUUUUUGAAAACAGUUACACUCAGUAUUCGAUGGAGACAUUGCGUGUUGGUUGGGAGCAACUAUUAACUUCCAUUCACCGAAACAUCAAUGAAGUGGAGAAUCAGAUUUUGAUGCGUGACUCAAAAGGAAUUACCCAGGAACAGCUGACUGAGUGUAGGAGUUCCUUUAAUCAUUUUGACAAAAAUAAGUCUGGACAUCUCCAACCAGAGGAAUUCAAGUCUUGUCUUGUCAGUCUAGGGUUUAAUAUAAGGAAUGAUAAACAGGGAGAUGCUGAAUUCAAGAGGAUUCUAAGUAGCGUGGAUCCAAACAACACAGGUUACGUUCUGUUUGAUGCCUUCCUUGACUUCAUGACUAGAGAGAAAACUGACACAGAUACGGCUGAGCAGAUAAUUGAUUCCUUCAGAAUCUUGUCUGGAGACAAGCCAUAUAUAACAGCAGAUGUACUUCGCAGAGAGCUUCCUCCAGACCAAGCUGAGUACUGUAUUCAAAGGAUGGUACCCUACAGUGGGUCAGAGGCAGAACCCGGAGCUCUUGACUACAUGUCUUUCUCCACUGCCCUCUAUGGAGAGAGUGACCUCUAGUCUGUGACCUAUCAUUGGUUAUCCUUAGAACAUGUUCAAAUAACAGGAUGUGCCUUUUAUCCUUCAAAACUAAUGGAUGAAACCAUGAGAACAUAGCACCUCGUUAGAUUGUACAAGUAGGCUUAAGUGAUACUUGUGCUACUUUAACAUACUUUAAAAUGGUGUAUGUUCUUGUAGUUUAUUAAUUUCAGAAGUCUUUCUAAAUUGUCUUUUUAUCCUAAUCAUUGACAUAUAGUUUCUUGCACAAAAUAUGUUCUAUUGAUUAUUUGCUUCUACCUUGAUAUUUCAUUUGUUUGAUUUGUCACAAGCUCUAUCACUAUUUGUCAGUAUAUAUAUAUAUAAAUCUAAAACUUUUUCUGGUGAUUCUUGUAUUAAAUGUUGGUAUUAAUCUACAAUUGUCAUUCUACUUUAUACAAAAUGUUUUUAACAGAUUGUGAAAGAGCCAAAGAUGCCUCAGGCUAAUGAAGUCAACUAAUAUGAAAAAGUUUUAAUGUAAUUUUUUUGUAUAACUUUACUACAGUUACAGUUUUCAGAUGAAGAAGAUUCAAUAAAGGGCACUAGCUCAGAAAUAAAAGUAUUUGUGUAAAGAUUAUUAUUACAUUUAUUAUUAGAUCCACUCUGUUAGAGUGAAACUCUACAGGUUAACUAACAUUACUGUAGAAUGACAAUAUUAAGAAGAUCACCAUAGGUGUUGAGUGCAUGCCCCACCCCCUAGAGAAAGAAAAUUCAGCUCAUAUAAUCAUCACUAAUUUGAUGCUAUUUUUAGCUGUUUUUUAAUGAUUUGUAUAUGCCUUUCUUGUGAGUAGUUAUUUUGUAGAACAAAAAUAAUGUAAAAGAUAUAGUGAAUAUUUAUGAUUCUAAGAUGCAUAAUCAUUAUGUUUAUAUUGCUGCAAGGCUUUAUUAACAGUGUACAGACAUUUUGUAUAUUAUUAAGCAAAAAAAAUUGGUUAGGCCUGGUCUGUUCUUGUUUGUUUAAUUGUUAUUGGUUUAAGCCAAUCAAGUCCAAGAACAGAGAAAGCCUUAAAUUUCUUUUUUUGCUAAAAAUACAAAAUUGGUUGAUAUGAAGAAAGUAUAUUUCAAGUAUUAUGGUCAUUGAAGAAUAUCAAAUAAUAAUUACGUCGUGUCAUUACAUUACUUGUUCUUCAAGUACUGAUAUUAGUAUAGGACUUUACAAACACUGUACUUACUCAAACUCUUUACACUCCUGUAAGCGAUGACCAAAUAACUUACACAGUAUUUAAGGACCUUAUAAGGGAAUAUAAACUGUUAAAAAUAUACGAUAUACCUUAAGAGUUCCCAGCAAAAAAAACAACUAAAGUUCAGAUGCAUUCAAUAUAGAUUUAUAUGAUUGCCAGCACUUUUUUUUCCUCAAAAGUCUUAAUUAAUCCAUUGCUGAAACCUUUUGUAAUGAUAUUGUAAAAUUAGUAAAUGGUGAACAAACAAAAAAUGUUAAAAUGUAAUAGAAGAAAGGAAAUUUAAUACGAUUUUUUACUAAAUUGUAAAAUAAAUGUUUCAGAAACAUUUCAACUCAUACACGUUAACAACAAUCUAUGAUAUUUUUAAAUAUUAAUUUUGUAGUCAUUUUUUCUAUUAUUUGUUUAAGCAAACUUAUAAUUUAUAAAUAAGUAGUACAAGGAAAGUGAUUAGGCUACUUUGUCGUGUUUAGUGUAUUUUUUUGGAAAUUCUCCAGGGUUUUCAACAUUUGUGGAACUUGUAGCAUUAAGUGUUUCACAGUUUUUUAAUAACUUUUAACUGUGGAUUUUGUUUCCUGUUAAUUGGUUAGGUAUAGUAGUUAUGACAAGUUUUGGGUUUUGCUGCUAGAAAUAUACAAGUUCAAAAGUUGAAACUCGUACACUUGAUAAUCCUGUUAUAGCUACAGAAAUUUAAUUUGAGUACAUUUUAAGAUAAUUUUGAUAAACUCUCUCUGGUGUUGUUGUCAAUGAUGGUGGUGGUAUGAUUUGAUACUGAGAAAAUGGUGUCUUGAAAUUCUUUACAUUUUUAUGUAAUUAUAUCUGAUGUAUGUAAUGUCUUUGUUUAAUCCUGACUAAAGGUCUAUGUUACUGUGAAAAUAAAUAAAUUAAAACCACUUA